This is a messenger RNA of Branchiostoma belcheri (Belcher's lancelet), 2149 nucleotides long. RefSeq names its product lysosome-associated membrane glycoprotein 2-like. Lineage: Eukaryota; Metazoa; Chordata; Leptocardii; Amphioxiformes; Branchiostomatidae. Bases 45 to 2117 code for a protein of 690 amino acids. The record is from RefSeq and is a predicted model, not a curated record. Gene Ontology annotation, cellular component: membrane. The transcript has 2 exons.
UGAGAGAAAACUACGUACGCACUUCUCACACCUUCUCUUCCACCAUGUUAUACCAGUACGUGACCGCCGUUAUCCUACUCCUGUCAUCCUGUUGGACGCCCUCCGCCCUAGCUGCUGCCUACGACGCGCCUCCCGAUCCUGAUGUGGGGCACUUCGCAGUCACAGACAGCAGCGGGAAGAGAUGUCUCCUUCUCGACCUCGCCGCUACGUUUCGUGUCAACUACGAGAAGAACGACGGCACCACGGGAGUCGUGUCCUACGCUCUUCCCAUAGACAGCGUCGCCACAGGUACGUGUGCGUCCACGCUCGGCUCGAAGGCGGACAUUUCACUGGGUUUCUUCACGGGGUAUCAACAGUUUGGUCUGAAGAUGGGGUUUGAGCGAAGUGGCGUUUUGCGUCCCAAGUCCUUUCUCUCUUCGAUACAAAUUUAUUACACCCUGGAUCCAUCGAUAUUUCCUGACGCCAAGUACGUGAACGAGACCAAUCCACUUAGCCUGACCGAUCUGCACGAAUUUGAGACCAGCACUUCUAAAUCCUAUCUCUGUGAGUCGAACGCGACCUUUACUCUCGGGUUCCCCGGUGUUACCCAACUCGUAGACUUCACAGUCGACUAUAUCAAAGUGCAGCCGUUUGACGUUCACAAGCAGGAGUUCUCUGCAUCGGAGGAGUGUCCUGAGGACCACGCGCUGUCCACACUGCCGGCAGAGUCCACCACCGCCCCGCCAGUCACCACCCCGACACCUGGUAUACCUGUAGGACACUUCAGCCUCAAGAACGACCAGGGAGAAGUCUGUCUGUUGGCAAGCUGGGGGGUUCGGUUUCACGUUGAGUACGAGACGCUGCCCAACGGCACGGCGACCGCGCAGUAUGUCCUCCCGACAGACGCCAAUGCCGUGGGUGCGUGCGAGGACCACUAUGCAACGAUUUCGCUCCGUUUUAAGAACGAUUUCGACAUCACCGCCAUUUUCCAAUCAGACGGGAAGAACUUCAGCAUCGACAACCUUGCGGUGACCUACAAGGAAAGUCUUCCCCAUUUCCCUUCUUCGAAGCAUCCCAAUAAGACAACCACGGUAACGGCAAAGAACUUGGACCUAUUCCUGGUCGACGUCGGCAAGUCUUACUUGUGUAAAGCCAGGCAGUCUCUUGAGGUGGGCGGCGCGAACGUCACGCUGGAAAUCAUCGACUGGCAGGUCCAGCCGUUCGCCGUGAAGAACGGGACGUUCGGCGACGCGACGGAGUGUUCCCAGGACGGCGGCACGACCACCAUGUUCCCGAUCUCUAACGCCACCACGAUCCUACCGACCACUACGGUGCCGCCCCCCACCAACCACACCCACACCGUAGGUCCGGUCACCAACGUGACUACCCCCGGUCCCACCAACCAUACCCACACACCCAAACCCAAACCUCCCGCCACCACCCCUAUGCCUACGCCUGGACCUGCAGGCGAGCCCAAACAAGGCCACUACAAGCUGAAGAACUCCAAGAACGACGUGUGCCUGCUGGCAGACAUGGGCCUACAGUUCACGGCAAGCUACACCAAGAAGAACAAGCACACGGGGAAGGGUGUCUUCAACGUGCCCGUCAAGGCCAGCGCUUCCGGGAACUGUGGCCCCGAGAAGUCCAGCCUGAUCUUGACCUUCUACGGGGGAAACUUCAACGUCACCUUCGAUUUCCAGAAGUCGGCGAAGGGUGGCGGGAAGGCCAAAUAUCACGUCUCCUCGAUAUCCCUGGCGUACACAGAGAUGCCGGCAGUCUUCCCCGGGUCAAUGACCCCGAACAAGGCUCACACCGUGUCCAACAACGGACUGGCCGUGUUCCCGGCAGAUCAGGACAGGUCCUACAAGUGUGACGCGGACGUGCACGUCGCCAUAAGCAAAGACGUGGACAUGCUGGUGCGCCAGGUUCACGUUCAGCCGUUCGACGUGCAGAAGGGACAGUUCUCCUCGGCGGAGGAGUGUUCUCAGGACUCGAAGGGCGGGAAAUCGUACGGCCUGGAGAUCGGGCUAGGCGUCGGCGUCGCCGUGGUGUUGGUGGCGCUCGGAGUGUUCUGGUACGUCCGCAGAAGAAACGCCAAGAAGUACCGUAAGAUGGAGAGCGUUCUCGGUCCAGAGUAGACCUCCCUGGGCCCGGCUCAGUCGCUAUACAC